Solea solea (common sole) is the source of this 1093-nucleotide messenger RNA. RefSeq names its product ring finger protein 113A (gene rnf113a). The record is from RefSeq and is a predicted model, not a curated record. Gene Ontology annotation, molecular function: metal ion binding. Gene Ontology annotation, cellular component: U2-type spliceosomal complex. The coding region runs from base 52 to 1020 and encodes 322 amino acids. Lineage: Eukaryota; Metazoa; Chordata; Actinopteri; Pleuronectiformes; Soleidae. Gene Ontology annotation, biological process: snoRNA splicing. The transcript is spliced from 10 exons.
AGAGGGCGCUGUGGAGGCACGACGUGUUAUUUAUGUUCUGUUUUAAUCAAGAUGGCGGACUCAGAAGAACCUAAAGCGGGCUCUUGUACUUUUCUGUUCAAAAAAUCCACCAAAAAAUUCUCCGGGCGAAAAAGGAAAGCAAGCGACAGCGACAGUGAUGGCAACAAAGACGACGAGGAACAGAGCUCUGUGGUCCGAAGAGAAAAGAAAGGUUUAAAGGUCAACCCCAUGAUUCAAAAGACAAAGAAAGUAGAGAGAGAUGCUGUAUCCUCCAGUGAGAGUGAAGGCGAAAAAGAAGACAAGAUCACUGUUGCCUACAAGUCCACAAGAUCAGCUAAACCAGAGGGACCUGACGACAUGGGGGCAACUGCUACAUAUCAGCUGGACACAGAGAAGGACAACGACGCACAGGCAAUUUUUGAAAGGAGUCAGAAAAUCCAAGAAGAGCUGACGGGUAAAGAGGAUGAUAAAAUCUACCGUGGCAUAAACAAUUACCAAAAAUUCAUCAAGCCCAAAGACACCACCAUGGGCAACGCCUCUUCUGGCAUGGUCAGAAAAGGACCAAUCCGAGCCCCUGACCACCUGAGAGCUACAGUCAGGUGGGACUACCAGCCAGAUAUCUGCAAAGAUUAUAAGGAGACUGGUUUUUGUGGUUUUGGAGACAGCUGCAAGUUCCUUCACGACAGAUCAGACUACAAACAUGGCUGGCAGAUUGAAAGGGAGCUGGACGAGGGUCGAUAUGGGGCCAAUGAUGAGGAGAACUACGAGGUCAGUAGUGAUGAGGAGGAUUUUCCCUUCAAGUGCUUCAUCUGCAGGGAGUCCUAUAAAAAUCCCAUUAUCACAAAGUGCAGGCACUAUUUCUGUGAGGCCUGUGCUCUUCAGCAUUACCGCAAAUCAAAGCGCUGCUAUGUGUGCAACACUCAAACCAAUGGUGUCUUCAACCCUGCUAAAGAGUUAAUGAGCAAAUUGGAGAAACGUCAGGCUGCAGCAGACCAACCACCAUCCGAUGAAGACGAUUAGCAACAGUCCACCCUUCCCCUUAAGUGUUCGUCUGUGUACAUUUUGAAUAAAAUCACUUUUUUUUUAGACAGUC